Messenger RNA from Lactuca virosa, 351 nucleotides. The record is from the annotation of a GenBank genome assembly. Lineage: Eukaryota; Viridiplantae; Streptophyta; Magnoliopsida; Asterales; Asteraceae.
AUGAUUCUUUCGACAACGAAUAAGAAGGACCAUACAUUGCCAAAGUUUCUCAAAGCAUUAAAGAGUUGUACAACAGCAGUUUGUGGUCGAAGAGGUUUGGAUGAAGAUUCAGACAACAUUUGCUUGAGAAGCCUAACAUUUCAGAUAAAGUUAAAGAACAUGUUGCACUUGGUCAGCCUCAAUUCAGAAGAGCCAAAUGAACAAAUGAUGCCCAAGCUGUCCAAAAUUUACCCUUGGAUUUCUUUGAAAUUUCAUGAAAUACUUUGUCCAUGGUUCUUUAACGAUGUUAAUUAUACAUUAUUUUCGGAUAGUGAAAUGUGUGGGAUUAAAAGCACCAUUGCUUCCUGGUGA